Messenger RNA from Oryzias latipes (Japanese medaka), 3157 nucleotides. The record is from RefSeq and is a predicted model, not a curated record. Lineage: Eukaryota; Metazoa; Chordata; Actinopteri; Beloniformes; Adrianichthyidae.
UAACGUGAUACGUUUCUCGUAAUAACGAGAAACUUAUCUCGUUAUUACGAGAAACCUAUCACGUUAUAACGACAUACUUUCUCGUAAUAACGACAUAGUUGUUUACAGUAAAACGUCAUCUUCUCGCGGGACAUUUCAUUCUCGUCUUGAUGACCUGUGGGAAAAGAUGGAGAAUCAGCGGGAGCCUCUUUAUUCCUUUUUAAGGGAUAGAAAUGUGUCAGAGGACAGAAUUUCCACCAUGAGGAAUGACAAAAUUGACAUAUCAGUUAUUGGAAGCAUGGAUGAUGACAGCUUGGCCACCUACGUUCCAAUCUACGGUGACAGGAUUGCCACACGAAGGUUUUGCUCUGAAUAUAAAAAGAAAGGUGAGAGAGAUGCACAACGCCAGUCAUUGCUUCAAAAACUAAAAAGAAAGAUGGGAUUUGACACACAACCAGAAGGCCCUGACCAUGGAGAACAUGAUACAACUCAAACACAUCCAAGGGCAUAUUUGAAGAACAACAAGCUGGCUGUGAGAAAGACCAGAAAGGUUGAGUUAGGAUGGAUACACGAAGGAAAGCAGCUACGCAAGAAAAAUGGAGGUGGAACAAGGAGAAUAGAUUUGCCAAAGGAAGCAAAAAAGGCUGACAUUUUAAGCAUUGCAAAGGAACUAUUUUUUCCAAAUGGAAGAUCUAAAAAGGGACAACUGGAGGAUUUUACUUUUGAUAUUUUAGAUUAUCAAGAGGAUGCAGUAUUAGAUGAAAACACCACAGUAGGAGAACUUUAUUCCCUGCUAAAAAUGGGAACGUUAAGAUUUUAUCUUUGCACAAGAGAACGGAAGGAAUCAAGAAUCCCAGAAAUCAGUAUUCCAGAUGACCGCAUGGACCACGAUGAGCCAGAGGAUGAAAACAGCUCCUCAUAUUCAUCUAACUUCUCAGAGGUCCUGAUAGGUCCUCACACUGGUGAACCUCUGGCAUGGCAACUGGAAGACACUCUGCCCAUUUCAUCAAGUGAUGAAGGGGAAUCUGUGAGUCUUAAUCUUACUUCAGCCACCCUGAACUUAAGUUCUGUGAACCAGUUUGUCUCAAACAACUCUGCACCAACGAUAGCUACCUCCACUGAAGAGCCUGAACCUGCUCUUAUGCUCCCACCAUCUGCUGUGUCUAUUUUGUCAAGUUAUGAAGGAGACUCGGCAGUUCUUCUGAUUCCUUCUUCUGCCCUUGAGCUGGCAAGUCAAAGCAAUAUCACAACCAGUGAUGUGCCAUCUACAUCCAGUGUUACUGAGCAGCCUGCAUCUACCUCUGUGUCCCACAUACCUAGUAUGACUUCAUCAGAUAAUGAAGCACACAGUAAUACUGAGCUGUCCGGAUAUGACACGAUUAAUGUUAACAUUAAACUUCAUAGGACAAUGCUUAUGGAUGAACUGAUAACACAGUUCAAAGAUCCCAGCUUGCUCACCUGUCCUUUAAAAUUUAGUUUUAUCGAUGAAAUAGGAGCAGAUGCAGAUGGAGUUUCUAGAGAUGUCUAUUCUGCUUUCUGGACAGAGUUUUUAGACAGUGCUGCUGAAGGGCAAGACAUGAGAGUUCCAUUACUUUCCCCAAAGUGGCAGGAGGAAGAAUGGAAAUCUGUUGGACGGAUCCUUGUAAAGGGGUUCCUAGACCAUGGCUAUUUCCCAAGCCGCCUUGCACCAGCUUUCACAGUGGCGCUGGUUUUUGGUGAGCACUUGGUGUCACCUGACUUGCUAUUUGAGUCACUCCUCUUUUACAUCAGUCCAGAAGAGAGAGAUCUUGUGAACAAGGCUUUGCUGGAGGAUCUUCUUGGUGAAGAGCAUGAGGAACUGCUUGAUUUAUUAGAUCGUGUGGGUGCUAAAUUUAUCCCAACAAGAGAAAACUUGAAAGCUGUGCUUUUAAAUGUUGCACAUAAGCUGAUCAUUCAACAGCCAAAAUAUGCUCUUGAUAAAAUGUCAGAAGUUGCAAGAACAACAUUUGCACAUGUCUUCAAGAGCCAACUAAAAAUUCAAGAAAUGUAUGAAAACAUGAAACCUACAGCAAGAAAGGUUCUGAAAUUAUUAGAUGCUAAUCCUACUACACAAGCUGAGAGCCAGAGUCUGAGGUACUUACAGCAGUACAUCAGAGGACUUGAUCAGGCAGGUCUCAGAAGGUUUCUGCGAUUUACAACUGGCUCAGAUGUGCUUUGUGUUACCAAAAUCGAAGUUCUCUUCACACCCUUAGAUGGAGUAGCACGGCGGCUAGUAGCACAUACAUGUGGUCCAGUUCUGGAGCUACCUUGGACAUACUUGUCCUUCCCAGAGCUGCGUGUGGAGCUCGACUAUAUACUGAGCAGCAACAGCUGCUAUGUUAUGAACAUUGCGUAAUAUUAAAAAUAAGGUGCCUGUUGAAAUCUUUUUUUUAUGUUGAAAUGUUUCACAGAAAUAACAGAAAUGUGCACAAAUAAAUCUAAAGUGUUUUGGUAACGUUUUGGUUAUUACUAUGUAACAUAUUCCAAAAGAAGUUUUUUUUAUUUGAAGUAAGAAUAGAGACAAUAUCAGGAGAAUGUACAAAUGCGAUGUACCACUGUAAAAUUCAUAUUCAACAGUUUUUGUUAUUGAUGCCAAUGGAAAAGAAUCACUUAUUGAGAAGGAAGACUGGUUAAAAGAAUACUGUGAAAGACGAGCAUUUGAGGUAACAUUAACACUGUUCAUAAAAAGAUUUCCAAGUUAAGCAGGUUAAGCUUGAAGAAUGCAUCUACAUAUCUUUUUUUCUUUUUACAGGGCAGUAUUAUAUGUUAUAUUCCUUUCUGGUUUGAUGUGCAUUAAGCACAAUGAUGUCCUGGUUCACAACAAAAGUAUUUAUUUUUGUACUCGUUUUUAAUGUAUGUGAAGUUUCUCAUGUUCACUUUUGAGAUUUGGUUUUUCAGAUUUAAAACAUAUCUGCUCUACAGUUUUGCACUUUGAUGGAGAGAACCUCCUCCCAAUAGGACAUUUUAGAGCACUUGUUAAAUGAACAUUUUGUUUACCAUGUCAAAGCACAUGUAGCAAGAUUUCUGAAAGUUAUGAGGAAAAGAACAAAAUUGUUGGUUUGAUCACCCAAAUUGUUUAUUUUGUGAUGAUUAAAACAUUACACAUUCAACAUAAUGAGUCCUUGAUUUUUCAACUUUUUAUCAUAGCUGCAUUUCCAGA